UGUGGUACGAGUCAGCGGUAUUGAUAGUUGAACUGUCAUGGCGGCCGAAAUGAGCUGUGUUCUUCAUUGGGGCGAAAUUGAUGAACCCUCAGUCAAGGCUCUUACAACGCCGAUAGAAUCGAGUAGGCCUAAAGCUGUGGAUUGUGAAAUACCACGACUUCAUCAACCUUCUUCUGACGUUUAUCCACCCAAAGAUGAACUGCCAGCCAAGUUCUUGCCUUCUGUGAAGCCACCACUUGAUAAACACUCCCAAAAUCUUGUUCUUCAUACCAUUGAGUUACAACAUCAUAAGAGACGCAUGCGGCAAGUGCUAAUGGCGGCACAGCACCAGUACGGAGAGAAGUCAGAAUUCCAUGAGCCAUUAUUACUCCCCCCUCAUCCCCCAAAGCCCAAACGGUUCUGUACUACUCAAGGUAUUGUCACACCGCAGACUCAAACAACCCUCAUGGCCAGGCUUCACACAUCUCCCAGUACUCGGUCAAGCCAUAAGCUUGUAUAUCCACAUCUUGACAGUGUAUCUGUUCGGCAACUUCUUCUUAGAGCAGUGGCUGCCAUUUGUGCUCACUCAGGAUUUGAGAUGGCCAGUGAGAUAGCACUAGAGAACCUCACAGACAUCUUGCACGACUUUAGCACAAGAUUCUGUAAGCUGCUUAGAUCAAAUGUUGACAGUUAUGCUGCAAAUGGCAGGACUGGUUUCCCUGAUGUAAUGGAGAGUGCACUGCAUGAGAUUGGACUGGGUGGAACAGCUGCCCUUCAGAAAUACUGGAUCAGCAGUGUUCAGGACUAUGCCUUGCGACUACAGCAGGAAGAUCGCCAACUUAUCCAUGACUACCUACUCAUCACCGACCCCUCCUCAAGAUCUAAUCUUGCUCUUAACGGAAACAUGGAUUCUCUAACAAAUGUUAAAAUGGAAGAUGAUACUACCGAAGUGAAAUAUUCUUCUACACUGUACAGGACAUAUUCAAUGGGGGAGCAAAGUUCUGAUUUCUCAACCAUGAGUCCUUGUGGCAUCCUCGGUGAUGGAAAUGGUGCUGGCGAGCUGAAUGGUGACUCAUCUUCUCCUCACUGGAAUAUCAACUUUAAAACAGAGCCUGUGGAUGAUUCCUAUGCAGACCCCAUCGCAGUGGUACCCGCUACUCCCCAUUCUUCUUGAAUAUGACAUUGAUACUUGUCCUGCCACCCCCAAUUAACACCAACAUAAUGAGACUCUAUACCCACCAUGCCCUUGUUACCCUGACUAGAACUGACACCCUGUGCCGGUAACACACCUUGGUCAUCUGGUAAUAAUGGGCAAUAAUCAAGGCACAACAGGCAAUUCUAUGGAUGUGUGAAUGAAAUUCCCUCAUAGAGGGUGCACCCUCUGGCAAUUGAAACAAUCCAGCAAGUUUGUCCAAUCUGAACUUUAUUUGAAAGAUUUAAAUGUGAACCACAUGCUUCUACGCUGAAUGUGUUAUGAAAUAAAGGUAAGGGCUUUACAAUAAAUCACUUGAUUUUUGUACAAGCCCGUACCCAGGUUGGUUGCAGGGGGUGCGAACGCAUCCCCCUUCCCCUCCACAACGGCCGAAAGUCCACUUUCGGUUCGCAAUCCACGUGCUAUUUGUAGACGCAUAAGCGAAAUAGAUAAAAAGGCAUAAAAUAUAACUUUGGUAUGUCAUUAAUCUUUAAAGGGGCAGUCGCACCGGGAGCAGUAUUUUUCAAGAAUGCUACCGUUACCAAUCCAGCACAAAGAAAAACUACUGGACACUAUCUAAAAGCUGUUUGAUUGUAUUCUUGUGAGAAUAUUCGGCGCGAUGCAAUCGUAUUUCACGUCUACAUAAUCUUUCAGCCGUCUAUUUCGCUCUCAGGAAAUGACGAUUCCACGGUGUAUUUUCACUUUGAAACGAACGUGCGACUGCCCCUUUAAGUCAGACCUUUUUGUAUUCAAAUCCGAUAAUAAACGUCCCCUAGAGAUU
Molecule: messenger RNA, 1952 nt
Organism: Nematostella vectensis (starlet sea anemone)
Lineage: Eukaryota; Metazoa; Cnidaria; Anthozoa; Actiniaria; Edwardsiidae
Product: STAGA complex 65 subunit gamma
Exons: 11
Coding region: 38-1153 (371 amino acids)
Cellular component (GO): SAGA complex
Molecular function (GO): protein heterodimerization activity; transcription coactivator activity
Source: RefSeq, a predicted model, not a curated record